AUGCUCCCCAACAUCCGUCAAAAGUUCGUGGCAGAUACUUUGACAGAAGCCCCUCCCGUGGUCGGACUCGGAGACGACGAACUUCUUACUUCGAGGAUGCUGAAGCUGCAGCACCACGAGAAGGAAGGGGCCGCCAGUCAAGUCGACACAGUAAUGCACCCGAGAAGCGGGCGGAAAAGCCGUGGUCGAGAGCAGUUUCAUCUUCCGGUUUCCAACAGCCAACCCGAGCCCGUCUGGCGCCCUGGAGAUGGGUUCUCGGGCGAUGAGGCGAAACCAGACUUCCUCUUUCUCAUGACAGGGAAACGCAAGCGCCAGAGAUCCAGGUCGCUCUCUAGCAUGGGGUCGCUGGAUUUCGAGGCCGAGGCACCCAAGAAGAACGCCGGUGCGUCUGCAAUUGACCGGCCACGGGUUCAGCACUUGACUGAGCACCGAUUGAAGCGUCGCCGCGGUGUCGUCAAAGAUGUGUGGCCUACCAUUGAGAACUUCACCGAGGACACAAUCUCGCCCGUUUCGGAACAAACCUUACUGGAAAGGCAGAAGAUCAUCCGCUCCACAGUAACACCAGAGCCAACACCCAUCUCGAUACCAAAGCCAGCCAUCAAGAUUGCUCCUUCGCGAAGGCGAUACGCCACUGACUUCGAGAAUUUCGGACGAGACUUCAAUGACUUUCAAGGUAGGUCCAAAGACAAUGUACUUCAAGCGCUCGACCAAGUUCGACUCUUGCGCCACGAGUCGACCGUGCUCGAAUAUGAUGGUGGGGAAGAUGAUGAGGAGUAUUCGUAUGCGUCAGAAGACGAUCACGAGAUGAUUCCUGCAACCAAAUAUGGCCGAGAAAGCGAGCACGAUAAUUCCGGUGAUCCGAGCGAGCACGAUGACUCUGGUGAUCAGAGCCAGCACGAUGACUCUGAUGAGCAGAGCCAACAAGAUGACUUCGCUGAACAAAGCGAGCUUGAUGGCUCAGAGGACCAGAGCGAGUUGAAUGGAUCGGACGACAAGAGCGAGCUGGAUGACUCGGAUGACCGGAACGAGCACGCAGACUCGGAAGACUCGGACGAAAACGAGACUCGUGAUCUCACACGUUGGCAGCCGGGAAGAGAGGAUUCCGACGUUCCUAACCUGAGCAGCAAGGCGCAUUUUUCCACGCGCUUCUCGAGCCCAGACUAUCAUGGGGAACCUCACUGA
Molecule: messenger RNA, 1182 nt
Organism: Anthostomella pinea
Lineage: Eukaryota; Fungi; Ascomycota; Sordariomycetes; Xylariales; Xylariaceae
Source: the annotation of a GenBank genome assembly